Messenger RNA from Trichomonas vaginalis G3, 781 nucleotides. RefSeq names its product armadillo (ARM) repeat-containing protein family. The record is from RefSeq and is a predicted model, not a curated record. The transcript has a single exon. The annotation marks the transcript as partial. Lineage: Eukaryota; Parabasalia; Trichomonadida; Trichomonadidae.
AUGUUCUCUGAUGAUAAUUCUGAAAACGAAAUGGGAAUUACAUCAGAUGACAUUUCAGAAUUAAAUGAACUUGCAGGACAUGACAAGAAUUUUACAGAAUUUCAGAAUUUGCCUUCAAUUCCGCAAUUACAUCAAAAUAUAAUAGAAAAGCUAGAAAAACUAAUCGAAUCUAUUCAUCACUUACACGAGACAAAUGAUACAGAACCAUUGUUAAUCUGCAUAGAUAACGUUAUUAACUUGGUCGCUUCAUCAAAUCGCCGAAUAACCAUUUUAGAUAGCAAAGUAAUAAACGAUACAGUUGGAAGUAUAAUGUCAGUAAUGAUGAUUGAAAAUGAUUUAAUCAGAACAAAAAUAGUUGAAUUAUUAACAAGUUUAUGUGAUUUAUUCCAAUUUUUAGUUAAUAAUGAUAAUUCUCAGCAAUUUUCCUUUAUAUUGCAGCAACUUAUUCUUUCAAAUAAUCAAGAUUUAUCAAAGAAAACUAAAAAAUUCCUCCAAAAACUUUUUGAAGUACAAGAUAAUUCCACACAAUUACUAUUUAUACUUUAUUCAUUUAUUAUGAGUAAUGUUUCGUCAAAUAUUCUUGAGAAUGACAUAGAUUUACAAAUUAUUCGGCAAUUUGUGAAUAAAUUAAACGGUAGCAGCCAAUACAAGAUCAAUAUGCAGCAACUAUUUAUCUUUCUUGCUCCUUAUUUCCGUCUAUCUCCAGUAGAUGGAAAAAUUCCAGAUGUUACUGUUUAUUCUUCAUGGAUUCUUGCAGACAUCUUCUCAAAGAAUACAAUAG